This is a messenger RNA of Zerene cesonia (dogface butterfly), 2899 nucleotides long. RefSeq names its product aarF domain-containing kinase 1 (gene Adck1). The coding region runs from base 134 to 1684 and encodes 516 amino acids. The record is from RefSeq and is a predicted model, not a curated record. The transcript is spliced from 6 exons. Gene Ontology annotation, molecular function: ATP binding; protein kinase activity. Lineage: Eukaryota; Metazoa; Arthropoda; Insecta; Lepidoptera; Pieridae. Gene Ontology annotation, biological process: lipid homeostasis; protein phosphorylation; mitochondrion organization. Gene Ontology annotation, cellular component: mitochondrial inner membrane.
UCGUCAUUCGUCACUCGUCAGUAAGCUUGGUAGUCAGUGACGUUCUUGCUGAUAAUUCGUUUAUCCUUUAAUUAAAAAAUUAUAGGAUAAAUCAUAAAGAAGACUAUGUGAAACAUUUAUUUAAAACUGCAACAUGCUAAUAAGAAACGUGUCUCGAGUUGUGAAGUAUGGACUGUAUGGGAGUGUAGCCAUAGGCAGCGGAGCUUUUGUUACAUCAGUGUAUUCGGACGGUGAUUAUGAUUCCCUUGCUAUUGUGCGACAUACUAGGGCAGCACGUACCGCAUUAGAUAUAGGAAGGAUAUACAAAUCUAUGCUUUACAAUCAAGAAUGGGACAAGGAAUCUAAAGAGUACUUGCAAGUAAAAAGCGAUGCUCAUAAAGCAGGAGCCGAGAAACUGCUUGAAUUAUGUAAAACUAAUAAAGGUGUGUACAUUAAAGUUGGGCAGCACGUCGGUGCCCUCGAUUAUUUGUUGCCCACUGAAUAUGUAACAACAAUGAGGGUUUUACAUAAAGACGCACCUAGGAAUACUGUAGAAGAAUUGUAUAAAGUGAUUAAAGAUGAAUUAAAAAAGGAUCCCUCAGAGUUAUUUGUGGAAUUUGAUCCUGAGCCUUUAGGUACAGCAUCUCUUGCACAAGUCCACAGAGCGAAAUUAAAAGAUGGCAGGGAAGUGGCGGUAAAAGUCCAACACCAUUAUGUACGAAAAAACAUAUCUAUUGACUUAACUUGGAUGGAGUUUCUCAUUAACGUCAUGUCGAGGGUAUUCCCCGACUUUCAAAUGGAUUGGCUUGUUGAGGAAACAAAGAAAAAUAUAGCAAAAGAGUUGAAUUUCUUAGAAGAAGGUAGAAAUUCAGAGAAGGUUGCGGAGUUAUUUAAAAAUUACACAUGGUUGAAAGUGCCAAAGAUUUUUUGGGAUUACUGCUCAGAACGGGUGCUUGUUAUGGAGUAUGUGACGGGGGGUCAAGUUAAUGACACUAAAUAUAUUGAUAGUCAUGGCAUUAGCAGAACAGAUUUGUGCACAAAGCUAGGCGAUCUGUAUUCACAUAUGAUAUUUGUCACUGGUUUUGUACACAGCGACCCCCAUCCAGGUAAUAUCAUAGUGAGAAAAGAUCCUGGUGAUAAAGAUGUUACGGUUUACCUUUUGGAUCAUGGGCUGUAUGCGCAAUUAUCAGAGAAAUUCCGCUACAACUAUUCCAAAUUAUGGCUAUCGAUAAUAGCUAGAGAUAAAGAGGGAAUUAAAUGCUAUUCAAAGAAUCUUGGUAUAGAGGAGGAUCUCUACGGCUUAUUUGCUUGCAUGGUGACUGGGAGACCAUGGGACGUUAUUAUGAAAGGAAUUGAUGUUACUAAACCAUCAUCUGGAGAGAAAUCAACAUUCCAAAAUGAAUUACCGAAUUUCCUGCACCACGUCACACAUUGUUUGCAACAUGUGGAUAGACAAGCGUUGUUGGUUAUGAAGACAAACGACCUCAUAAGGAGUAUUGAGUAUACGUUGAGCGUACAGGAAAAGAUGUGCGGCUUCUUAGUUAUGACCAAGUGUUGUACGGAGAGCAUAUUCAAGCUCGAAGUUAAGAACGAGCAAUCAAAAAUGAAACGACAAAUACUUAAUCUUAAGUAUGUGUGGUCACUAUUUGUUCUGUAUUUCUACGGACUGUACCUAAAUAUACGAAACAGUGUAAAUUUUAUGUAGAUAAUUGUACCAAAAAUAAGUGUAAGUUCGUGAGUAAUAGAAAACGGCUUUUCGCACUUUUAUACCUAAGUGCUUUUGAGCUUUAUUCGCAUUCACAGUUUUAUAUUCUGGCUUUAAAUGUUGUGUGAAUCAGUAGCUGUGUCACGUUAACAUCAGCGUGUGGUGUUUUUGAAAUACUCGUAAUUUUCGUCACAGGAUUUAAAAUCAAAUUAUAACAAUUGUUUGUUUAAAUUAUUUUAACAAAUCGCGAUUCUAGUAUAACGCUAAAAUGCGUAAUGUCAGAUUUUAGCUGUGUUUGAAAUUGAAUUGAACUGUAUUUAAACGCCAUAUUCACUGAAAAAUUAUAAGAAAAUCGAGUAUUCGUUUGUGUACCAUCGAUUAAAAUACUAUGUUCAAAUAAAGAUAUGAAUUUUAGUAUUGUCGUUGUCAUAGUAACGAGGUGUUUGCAAGUUUAUAAAUUUAUAACAAAUGACUGUCACGAGUCGUUACUACGACAACGGGUAUAUAAAAUUAGCACAAAAAGCGUGUGUGUAAAAGCUGUUCCGAAAUCUUAAAACCAUUGAGAAAGGUUCAAAAAGUUACAUGUUAAAGUGACUGGCUUUUCCAGAAAAAGGUUUAUCAAAGCCACUUUUUCAUUCAGGCUUCUUAUAACAUCUAUUUAUUUAUGUUUAAUAAAUGUUAGUUUUUUUAAUUAUUUUAAGAAAAGAUAUAGUAAUAACUGCAAGUUUAUAAAAACCUUGUGAUUCUUAUAUGAAACAUAUUGGUUUGUGAAGUGUUCAAUACCUAAAUUUAAAAGUGAAAGAUUAAAAAGAAAUUACCCAAUUAUAUUGCCAGUGGCGGGUAAAACGAGUGUGGAAAGCGCGGGAAAACCUAUUUAUCAUUCUUUUGCGAUAAUUAGCGUAACAUGGUGAGCUAUAUUUGAUUUACGUGUUUUGUUAUUUUUUACACUUUCUCUGGUUAAGCCAUAAACAGUGUUUAUCUUAAAUAUCUCACGUGGCUGAGUGAGAAUUGAAUUAUAUAUUUUGCUAGUCACGAUUUAUAUACCUCUUUUAUAAACGGGAACAUUUAGGGUGUAUUUAUAUGCUGUAGUCUAUUUGUAGGUAAAACAAAUUUUGUACAUACAGAUCUAACGAACACAUAUUAUAGGGGCUAUAAAGUAAGAAGAUAAUUUAUUUAUACACAAUCUUGUUGAAAAUAAAUCUUUUAUUUUUAAAA